Molecule: messenger RNA, 1860 nt
Organism: Kluyveromyces lactis
Lineage: Eukaryota; Fungi; Ascomycota; Saccharomycetes; Saccharomycetales; Saccharomycetaceae
Gene: NOP2
Product: rRNA (cytosine-C5-)-methyltransferase NOP2
Exons: 1
Coding region: 1-1860 (619 amino acids)
Biological process (GO): maturation of LSU-rRNA; rRNA base methylation
Cellular component (GO): nucleolus
Molecular function (GO): rRNA (cytosine-C5-)-methyltransferase activity; RNA binding
Source: RefSeq, a predicted model, not a curated record
AUGGGUAGCAGACGUUUAAAGCAUAAGCAAGGUGCUCCACCAACUUUGGAGGAAUUUCAGGCCAAGAAGGAAAGACAUCAGCACAGGAAAGAAAAAACCAAGAGAGUUAGUGAAGAAGAUAGAUCUGAUGAGACAAGGAGAAGUAAGAAAUCCAAGAAAUCCAAGAAGAACCAAGAGGAUGAUGACGAAGCAGCAGCUUUGAAAGAGUUGAAAAAAGCGGAACAAGAGUUACCAGAAGUUGAUUCGAAGGAACUAGCAGCUGCCAAGAAGACUUUGUUCGAUGAUGUAGAAGAAGAUGACGAGGAGUUGAAGGAUGAAUUUGACUUGGAACAAGAAUACGAAAAUGAUGAAGAUGAUGAAGUCGAGGAACGUCCAUUGUUUUCUGAUGAUGAAGAAGCUGAUAUGGAUGAGUUGAACGCAGCCAAUAUGGAAGCUUUGUCUAUGAAAUUAGAUGAAGAGGCCAAAUUGGAAGAAGAGGAAGCCGAGGCUGAAUUGGUUGAAACUGAUAAGAUGCAACCAAGAGCUGAAAUCUUACCGAAUGCAGAACAAGAAGCUAUUGAAGAACAAGGGCCUCCAGAUUUAACAGCUAUCAGGACAAGAAUGAUUGAAAUCGUUAAGGUUUUGGAAGAUUUCAAGACUUUAGGUGCCGAAGGUAAGUCGAGAACAGAAUAUGUUGAUAGAUUGUUGAAGGACAUCUGUCAUUACUUUGGUUAUACUCCCUUCCUUGCAGAGAAGUUGUUCAAUUUGUUCUCUCCUGCUGAGGCUAUGGAAUUCUUCGAAGCUAACGAAAUCGCCAGACCUGUAACUAUCAGAACAAACACUUUGAAAACAAGAAGAAGAGAUCUAGCACAGACCUUGGUGAACCGUGGUGUUAAUUUACAACCCAUCGGUAGUUGGACAAAGGUUGGUCUACAAAUAUUUGACUCUCAAGUUCCAAUUGGUGCUACCCCAGAAUAUUUGGCAGGUCAUUAUAUUCUUCAGGCAGCUUCCUCUUUCUUACCCGUAAUUGCAUUAGAUCCUCAAGAAAACGAACGUAUUUUGGAUAUGGCAGCUGCCCCUGGUGGUAAGACUACUUACAUUUCGGCUAUGAUGAAGAACACUGGUUGUGUUUUCGCUAACGAUGCCAACAAAGCUAGAACAAAGUCAUUGAUUGCCAACAUUCAUCGUCUUGGAUGCACCAACACUAUUGUUUGUAACUACGAUGCUCGUGAAUUCCCUAAGGUGAUUGGUGGUUUUGAUAGAAUCUUAUUAGAUGCGCCAUGUUCCGGUACCGGUGUUAUUGGUAAAGAUCAGAGUGUCAAGGUGUCUCGUACGGAAAAAGAUUUUAUGCAAAUUCCACAUCUACAAAAGCAACUUCUAUUAUCCGCUAUUGAUUCUGUGGAUUCUAACUCUAAAACUGGUGGUGUCAUCGUAUAUUCUACUUGUUCUGUCGCUGUAGAUGAAAACGAGGCUGUUGUAGAUUAUGCUUUAAGGAAAAGACCAAAUGUAAAGUUAGUGGAGACUAAAUUAGCUAUUGGUAAAGAAGGUUUCACCAGUUAUAGAGGUAAAACUUUCCAUCCAAGUGUAAAGAUGACUAGAAGAUACUAUCCACAUACCUAUAAUGUUGAUGGUUUCUUUGUUGCUAAAUUUCAAAAGACUGGCCCAUCCAAGUUCGAUGAUAAUCAAGCUAGUGCAAAGGAGAAAGAAGCUGCUGCAAGACAAGAAGCUGUUGAAGAAGGUAUUAUUAAGGAUGACUUUGCUUCCUUUGAUGAUGAAGAUGAUGAAAGGUACAUCGAAAGAUCAAAGAAGGUUGGCCUUCUAAAGAAAGGUAUAAAUCCACACGCGAAGAAGCCAGCUUCUUCUGAUAAAAACAAGAAAUAG